Molecule: messenger RNA, 1511 nt
Organism: Triplophysa dalaica
Lineage: Eukaryota; Metazoa; Chordata; Actinopteri; Cypriniformes; Nemacheilidae
Gene: rfc4
Product: replication factor C (activator 1) 4
Exons: 11
Coding region: 305-1378 (357 amino acids)
Biological process (GO): DNA repair; DNA-templated DNA replication
Cellular component (GO): DNA replication factor C complex; nucleus
Molecular function (GO): DNA clamp loader activity; ATP hydrolysis activity; ATP binding
Source: RefSeq, a predicted model, not a curated record
UGUUUGAGUGAAUAGUACGUCAUUUGGGACACAGCUCAAGUCUGUCCCAAAAGUGCGCUCCCGUGCACCCUUGCCUUGUCUCCAAGUGUGCACUCAGAGGAGGCCCACACGACCGUAGUGUGCCAAUUGGGACAGGGUCUCAAGCAGCAGCUCCGGCGCGUUGUGGUGACGUAAGCGCGCAAUCACGUUCACGCUUCUGGCGGGAAUCUAGUGAAACGCGCAGUGUCAACAACUCAGAAUUUAGUUCUACUUUAUUUCUUUUCAUAGAGACUUUUUGAUUUAAGUCCGGACAGCUUUAGGAGAUAUGCAGGCGUUUCUGAAAGGAUCAUCAUCACAGAGUGUUAAAGCUCAAAAACCUUCAUCAUCAUCAUCAGGUGGAGAGAAGAAGCAGAGAGCAGUUCCCUGGGUGGAGAAAUAUAGACCAAAGUGUGUGGAUGAAGUAGCUUUUCAAGAAGAGGUGGUGGCAGUACUGAAGAAAUCUCUGGAGGGUGCUGAUCUCCCUAACCUGCUGUUUUAUGGACCUCCUGGAACAGGAAAGACCUCCACCAUCCUCGCCGCUGCGAGAGAACUCUUUGGACCUGUGCUGUAUCGUCAGAGAGUUCUGGAGCUAAAUGCUUCUGAUGAACGAGGCAUUCAGGUGAUCCGUGAGAAGGUGAAGAACUUUGCCCAGUUGACGGUGGCGGGUUCGAGGACAGACGGAAAGCCGUGUCCUCCGUUUAAAAUAAUCAUCCUGGAUGAGGCAGAUUCUAUGACCAACCCCGCUCAGGCAGCUCUCAGACGCACCAUGGAGAAAGAGUCUCGGACCACACGCUUCUGUCUCAUCUGUAACUACAUCAGCAGAAUCAUUGAGCCGUUGACUUCAAGAUGUUCCAAGUUCCGCUUUAAACCUCUGGCCAAUGACAUUCAACAGGAACGUCUGCUACAAAUCUGUGAGAAAGAAAAUCUGCAGUACAGUAAAGAGGGCAUUGAUGCUCUGGUCCGGGUGUCAGAGGGCGAUCUCAGGAAAGCCAUCACAUAUCUCCAGAGUGCCGCGAGACUCAACACUGAGCGGGAAAUUACCGAACAAAUCAUCAUCGAGAUCGCUGGGGUGGUUCCAGAUAAAGUGAUUGAAGACGUGCUGCAGAUCUGCUACAGGGGUCAUUUUGAAAAGCUGGAGAUCGCUGUGAAGGAUCUGAUUGAUCAGGGAUAUGCUGGAACAAAUAUUCUCUACCAGUUACAUGACGUCAUCAUUGACGAGAAGCUGAACGAUAAGCAGAAAUCUGUCAUCACAGAGAAAAUGGCUGAGGUGGAUAAGUGUUUGAGUGAUGGGGCAGAUGAAUAUCUACAGUUAUUGAGUCUCUGCUCUGUUGUUAUGCAGCAGGCCAUACAGAACACCUGAGCCAACCAAUCAGCAUCUCUGUUACAAAACCUGAGCCGACCAAUCAGCAUCUCUGCCUUAUGUGAUGGAACCUUGUUGUUGCUUUAUCACAUUUUUGUACAUCUAGUUUGUAAUUAAAACGAUCUUCUUAGAA